AUGAGCCCUCCUCCGCGAAGAACGAAUCGGCGCUGGCUUUCUUGUGACAGUGAUGAAGAGGACGAUGAGCCUGGCGCUCGGACCGCAACUGUUGUACGACAGCGACAGCGACAAGAGCUCGACACAGCUCGAGUGCAGGCGCAGCGCCACCAAUCGCUCCAACGUCGCGCCUGGGAAGGGCAACAUCUUUCCGGCGACUACGACCACAAAGAGAACGACACACAGCUGCGGUCUCGAGGCCGCAUGGGAGCAGCUCCCAGGCCCAGCUUUGAAUACGACUUGCAAACCCAGGAGCUGUCAGCCAACAACGCUGUGGCAGCCAAUCUAUCUCGCCGUCGACCGCAAGACUGCCCCCCUGCAACUCAACGUGCUCGUUUGUCUCAUGACCCCCAUGAGGGCCUGGUUGGCCGCGCUGCCUCGACCACCCAUGCCGCAGUCGCUGCCGCAUCUGAAACGGGACGGCGAAUUCAGACGGAUGUUGCGUUUGCUUCGGCGCUCCGCGCAGAAUAUGGCUGGGAAAUAGUGCCCAUGGUGGGCGAUGGAGCCUGCUUGUUUCGCGCUGUGGAGACCUCUUCAUUCACCGGACUGUUGCGUGUUUCCUGCAUCUGGAAUCAUCAGCGGCGCAAUCGCGACCACUUUCAGGCAUUCGUGACCACAGAUUUCGAUGCCUACCUCGAGCACAAGGCUCGACCAACCACACAUGGUAAUCACGUUGAAAUCCAAGCCAUGUCUGAGAUCUACAAUCGCCGCAUCGAAGUGUACUCCUAUGAUACGCAUCCCAUCAACAUUUUUCAAGGCAGCAGCCACAGCGAGGCACCCAUUCGCUUAAGCUACCAUGGUCAAGUUCACUACAAUGCCAUCAAUGACCCGCAGCAUCCCAGCUUUGGCAUCGGCUUGGGCCUGCCCGGACUGCGCACGCUGGUGAGUACAACCCAAAACGCAGGCAGCAUAUGCUGA
Messenger RNA from Monosiga brevicollis MX1, 957 nucleotides. RefSeq lists its product as uncharacterized. Gene Ontology annotation, biological process: protein deubiquitination. Lineage: Eukaryota; Choanoflagellata; Craspedida; Salpingoecidae. The coding region runs from base 1 to 957 and encodes 318 amino acids. Gene Ontology annotation, molecular function: cysteine-type deubiquitinase activity; K63-linked deubiquitinase activity. The transcript has 4 exons. The record is from RefSeq and is a predicted model, not a curated record.